Molecule: messenger RNA, 552 nt
Organism: Bipolaris zeicola 26-R-13
Lineage: Eukaryota; Fungi; Ascomycota; Dothideomycetes; Pleosporales; Pleosporaceae
Exons: 1
Coding region: 1-552 (183 amino acids)
Source: RefSeq, a predicted model, not a curated record
AUGCAGCAACUUCUUUCCACAUCAAACAUCCCUUCACAUAAGAAAGAGGCCCGUAGAUACCGCCAGACAAUGUACCAUGAUAAAGCAGGGGUUCAGAUUGCGGAGUCUCGUCGUCGCGCUGGGGGUGCCCGAAAGGUCGAGUCACCAACCCAGACAUAUACCGACUUUGUCCUUUACCCAAUGGACAGCAUAAAUCCGUCCUCCAGAAGCCGCUCUUACGACUCUUCGCGUUGCAGUGCACCAAAAGUCAGGGAGAGGGAAUCCUACUCAACACCUCACGUGACUUCUGCCAAGCAUUCAUCCAAAGCUAGGCAGAAACCGGCCAUCGUACAGAGGGCCUUGGAGCCAAGAAGGCAACUGUCAGGAGAAGAGAAGAGACGAUUUUACUUUCCUGAAGAAUUAACACCUCCGCCAACACCUCGUUCAACUCGACUGUCAACACCAGAGCUUCCCGAUAUCAAGGAAGCGCCCUUUUGUGACUGCGGUGUCAGAGGGCACAUUGUGAAGUACUGUAAAACAUGCAACAAGGAAGUCGAUCUGUGGCCCAUGUGA